AUGAAAAUGAUCUCACGAGAACUUUUCUUUUUCUCUCUCCCCUCUUCUCCCUUCCUUUUUGUGCUAUCUACUUCUCAGCAACAGCCUGUUAAACAGUCUUUGAGUGCUUCCAUGUGCAGAGACUCCCACUGGAAAUGUCUCCUUCUCUCCAUUCUUAUGUACAGCUGCCUGGGGGCUGUAGCUUGGUGCCAGCUCACACAAGUUACCAAGCUCAGUUUUGAUAGUUCUUUUAAAGGCAAGUCCAUGAUAUAUCAUGAUAGCCCCUGCUCUGAUGGCUAUGUCUAUAUUCCAUUAGCAUUUCUCACCAUGUUGUAUGUGGUUUACUUGGUUGAGUGUUGGCAUUGCCGGGCCAAAAGUGAACUCCAGUACAAGGCUGAUGUGGAAAGUGUCUAUGACCGAAUUGCCCGAAUGAAGCAGGCUAAGCCAUGCAUAUGGUGGAAGGCCAUCAGCUAUCACUUUGUCCGACGAACCAGGCAGGUGACUCGGUACCGCAAUGGUGAUGCUUAUACAACUACCCAGGUCUACCAUGAAAGAGUCAACACGCAUGUGGCUGAAGCUGAGUUCAAUUAUUCCCAUUGUGGAUUCAAGGACAUCUCCAAGGAACUCAUGGGCUUGGAGUGGUAUUCAGCCACAAGACUGAAAUUCACCAAGUGUUUCAGCUUUGCCAACACAGAGUCUGAGAACUCAUAUCUAACACAGCGGGCUCAUUUCUUCACAGAGAUCGAAGGGCUGGAUGACUACAUGGAGGUCAGAGAAGGCAUGCAACUAAAAAAUAUUGACUUCAAAGAGAUCAUGAUGGCCUAUGGGGACCCAGAGCAUCUCCCAUGGUACGUGUCCCACUAUGCAUUCUGGGUGGCUGCUGUGAUGAUGCUUUCCUGGCCACUGAGAGUUUUCAUAGAGUAUCGGACUGCCUGUGUGCACUACCAUGUGGAAAAGCUCCUUGGGGUGGAGUACAGAGUGCCAGCUGUGGCAGAGGAGCCCUUGUACAGAUAUCGGAUCCCCAGGGUCAGCACUCAGGACAGCACUGAGCUCGAGUGGCACAUCUGCACAAACCGCCAGCUGAUCCCCAGCUACUCAGAGGCCAUGCUCUUGGACUUGACAAAUCCUCCCACAUGCCGUGGCUACUCCAGAUACAGUGAGGUCACUCAUGGCUGCGAGCACUGCCUUCAUGCCUCCAGUACCUCUUCCAUCUUCUCUCGCCAUGCCUUUCACAGCUGCAGUGGAAACUCACAGCUCUCUCUUAACACCAGCCACUUCUCCUUGUGCCGGAUUCAUGGCUCUCACAGGACAGGACUAGGGAGAAGUCACAGCAGCAGCAUUGCUGACCGUGGCUGCCAGGAUGACCAGUGGUGCUCCCACUCAAGCCAACUGGCCAUCAAUGAAAACCCACCCACUUACCACGAUGCUCGUUUUUUCCCGGUGCUAAUUGUGCAUAGGCCUGAAAGGCAGGAAAGGAGGCAGUUCUACCUCCGUCGUGCAUCCUGCCUGGAGACUUCACUGUGA
Molecule: messenger RNA, 1503 nt
Organism: Eublepharis macularius
Lineage: Eukaryota; Metazoa; Chordata; Lepidosauria; Squamata; Eublepharidae
Product: transmembrane protein 151B-like
Source: RefSeq, a predicted model, not a curated record